AUGGCCUCGAGCUUGUUUGCGGGCUCUGCCAAGCAGCCACCAGCGCCGUGGCAUCACCUGCUGGGCAUCGCCUUCUUGGCGCUCUUGGCCAACAUCGUUGAGAAGAAAGCAGCAAUGCGUGGCUGCCAUCGCAACCCUCUACCAGCCUGGUUUGAUCGCUUUCUGCGCGUCGCCUUCCUGGGCAUCUUGGCUGGCCCCAGCUUCUACGCGCUCGACUCCUUCAUCGGCCUGCCCAUCUUUACCCCGCUCCUUGUGUUGUACCUGAUCCCGUACUCGGACCUCUGUGAGCAAGAUGGUGGCCGUGAACACCUCUAUGCCCGUCGUUGGUGGCUCAUGGGCUGGCUGCGCAAGCGCUUCAACCUCAAGCUAGUCAAGACUGUCGAUUUGGAGAAGGACAAAGCUUAUAUUCUCGGUAUCCACCCCCACUCGGUGCUGCCCUUUGGCAGCAUGGUCGCGCUGGGCGACGAGACUGAGGGCUCGCAAAUGAAGGAAUUGUUCCCCCACCUUAAAUAUCGUACCCUGGCCGCUACCUUUUGCUUUUAUACCCCCUUGUACCGUGAUAUGCUGCUUUUUGGUGGCGUUGUGGACGCGGCACGCUACAGCGCGCGCCGCAUCUUGAGCAAGGGAUAUUCCCUUGCCCUCGUUCCCGGUGGAGCGACGGAGGCCCUCUACUGCUACCCCGAUCGCGAUGUGGUGUAUUUGAAGAAGCGCCGUGGUUUUGUGAAGCUCGCCCUCCAAUCGGGUGCUUCCCUUGUUCCUGUCUUCAGCUUUAAUGAAAACAACACCUAUGACCUCUUCGGAUUGGACAACCCUACCGUUGACUGGGCCAAGCGCAAGUUUCAGAACAUCUUCGGUAUCUCCCUUCCCUUCAUCAAGAAUGUGUUUCCCAAACGCUGCGACAUCACUGUUGUGGUUGGCUGCCCCAUUGCGUGCCCUCAAGUCGAGGAGCCAAGCAAGGAGAUGAUUCAAGAAUACCUGGACAAGUACAUCGAAGGCCUCAAGCAACUGUACGAGGAGAACCGCACCAAGUACAACAAGCCGGCCAAUAAGCCCCCACUUGAGGUCAUCUGA
Monosiga brevicollis MX1 is the source of this 1071-nucleotide messenger RNA. RefSeq lists its product as uncharacterized. Gene Ontology annotation, molecular function: diacylglycerol O-acyltransferase activity. The coding region runs from base 1 to 1071 and encodes 356 amino acids. NCBI's taxonomy places the organism in Eukaryota, Choanoflagellata, Craspedida, Salpingoecidae. Gene Ontology annotation, cellular component: endoplasmic reticulum membrane. The record is from RefSeq and is a predicted model, not a curated record. The transcript has 11 exons. Gene Ontology annotation, biological process: triglyceride biosynthetic process.